Messenger RNA from Hylaeus volcanicus, 3806 nucleotides. RefSeq names its product ATP-binding cassette sub-family G member 1-like. The coding region runs from base 342 to 2264 and encodes 640 amino acids. The record is from RefSeq and is a predicted model, not a curated record. NCBI's taxonomy places the organism in Eukaryota, Metazoa, Arthropoda, Insecta, Hymenoptera, Colletidae. Gene Ontology annotation, molecular function: ABC-type transporter activity; ATP hydrolysis activity; ATP binding. The transcript is spliced from 11 exons. Gene Ontology annotation, cellular component: plasma membrane.
CUUGUCACUCCUUCGUCAUGACCUUUGUAUGCAGUUCGCGUCGGUACAACAGGAACCGCAUUACGAAGCGCAGAACCAUAUGAAACCAAGGUUCCAAGCAAAGACUGUCCGCGAUCGAGUGCACGACGGCAUAGUGUUUGUUUAAGCUUUUGUUGUAGACGAACAAAUUACGGGAACGCGAGGAGUUUUCAGUGUAGGCGGUGGCCGCAUUAUUCAGUUACAGUGGUAUUCCCAUAGACAAUAAAUACAUGUUGAUAAAAUUCAUCGGCCAUUACAAAACGAAAGAGAAAACGGCGUAGCGGACACUCGAAUGUGAGGGCCCGGAAGGAGAUAAAGGGACAAUGGGCACGAAAGUACUCAUCGAGAUGCAGCAGCAGUUAAGACACGCCAUGUCUAGCUCGGAUAACGCGCCGACUAGCACGAAAAAAUUGGACGACACGGAGAACGUCGAUAACUCAAUAUUUCUAGUCUUCGAGGAUAUUUCCUACAGUGCGCGACCAUGGAUCCUUUCCACAGAAAAAGCGGAGUUGUUGAAAAAUUUGAGCGGGGAAUUCAGAGCUGGCGAACUCACGGCGAUUAUGGGCCUGUCCGGCGCUGGAAAGUCGACGCUAAUGGACGUUUUGGCUGGUUUUACAACGGCCGGCGUUACCGGGAACAUAAGAGUCAAUUCGAAGAUCAGGAACGUCACCGAGUUUAGAAGAUCGUCCGCGUAUAUAAUGCAAAACGACAAUUUGCAGCCACUGUUGACGGUCCAGGAAGCCAUGAGGGUCGCUGCCGAUCUUAAGCUUACCGUAAGCCACAGAGAGAAGAAGCAGAAGAUCGAUCAGAUUUUGGUCGCGAUGAGCCUCGACACGUGCCGCCAUACCCGUACAGGACAACUCAGCGGCGGAGAAAGGAAAAGACUCGCCAUCGCGUUGGAAUUGAUCAACAGUCCACCGAUUAUGUUCCUGGACGAGCCCACCAGCGGAUUGGACAGCGUCACGUCAAAGUAUUGUAUAACGUUGCUAAAGCAGUUGGCGAAGGCGGGACAGACGAUAAUUUGUUCGAUUCAUCAGCCGAGCGCGUCUCUCUUGAACAUGAUAGACCAUAUUUACGUGGUGGCGAACGGAUUCUGCGUCUACAGCGGCAGCACGCAAAAUUUAGUGCCCUAUUUGAGCAACUUGGGCCUCCAGUGUCCGAUGCAUUACAAUCCUGCCGACUACCUCAUGGAAAUUUGCAAUGGAGAUUACGGUAAACACGUGUUGAGAUUAGUAGACGCCAUCGAGAAUGGUAAAAAUAAUGCUUGGAGGUCGUCGAGCAACGUAACCACGGUCAAUUGUCAAGAGGAAGUUAUCGCUUUAAAUGUAACAGCGUCGUUCCAAGCGCUCCGACGACGAUCCCCGAUGGGAAGUCCUCACAAAAAGUGCAAGGGCUCUUCAGAAUAUGCCGCCAACUUUUGGAAACAAAUGAUCAUUCUCCUCAAGAGAAACGCAAUUAGGCUCUCUCGGGACAGGGUGUUGACUUUUACACGGCUCUCGAUGCAUUUUAUAAUUGCCCUGCUGGUGGGGACCAUCUACUUCAAAAUCGGACAAGACGCAGUGUACGUGCUGGAUAAUUUUAAUCUUCUGUUCUUCAACAUAAUGUUUCUCAUGUUCAGCGCAUUCAGCGCGACGGUAACGACAUUUCCCUCGGAGCUACCAAUCAUCACGCGCGAGCACUUCAAUCGUUGGUACAAAUUACACUCUUUUUACCUUGCCAAUAAACUGGCCGACUUGCCGAUUCAAUUCGCCGCCAUUUCCAUGUACAUUCUCAUAGUGUAUUACAUGAGCGAUCAACUGUUGGAACUUCGACGAUUUUGUCUGUACACGUUGAUGUGCUUCGCCAUUAGCAUGGUCGCGCAAACGUUUGGCCUUUUAGUCGGAACCGGAAUGAAAGUUCAGCACGGAAUGAUCUUCGGCCCACUUACGAUUCUUCCGUUCUUAAUAUUCAGUGGAUUCUUUGUCCAAUUCAGGGACGCGCAUCCGUACCUACGCUGGCUGUUCCACUUGUCGUUUCUUAAAUACGGAUUCGAGGGUGUAAUGGUCGCCAUGUACGGCUACGAUAGACCAAAGCUUUCGUGUUCGGACGUUUAUUGCCAUUUCGCCGUGCCAGAGAAGCUCCUAAGCGCUGUGGGCAUGAAGCAAGCCGACUAUUGGUUUUGCAUGAUCGUUUUAACGUGUCUGUACCUGGUAUUAGACAUAGGAGCGUUCGCGUUAUUGAAACUAAAGCUUGAGAAACGGUUGUAAGGAUUAAAAAAAAAGAAAAAAGGGACGGAAUUAUUAAGUGAGAUUCAGCGAACCAAGAUUUUUCACAAUUGAUUCGUGUUCCGAGUGCAAAAUAGAACAGUAUAAAUGAAUUAUCGUGAAAGACUGACUUGCUUUUAAAACAUUUUGUGUAAUAGGAGAUGAAAAUUUUAUAAAGACUGUUUGCCGAAUAGGGGAAAAAAAUGAAAAUAAUAAUCGUUGCAUUUAUUGCAGUACGUUAAGAAUGGAAGAAAAGCAACGGCUAUAUAUUAUUCGUGAUGCACGAUGAUUCUGUAGGCGUGCUUGUGUCCGCACUAGGCGCUCUGAGGCAUAAAUAAAAACUUUCUUAUCUCGAGAUAGCGGUAUCGUGGAUCAAUGAUAUACUUCCGAUGCUGUGUUUCAUUGUACACGAUAAGAGUCGAGUUCAUUUUUUUUCAUUUUUUUUUUGUUUUUUUUUUUUGUUAUAAAUUACGUUCACAGAAACUACCGAGAGAAGUGACGCCUUCUAGAAUAUAAUUAGUUGUAUCUUUUGUACAUCACGUAUUUACGUUAAUAAAUCUAAGGUAUACAUAUGUGAAUAAAGAAGCGAAUGUACUAUACACGCCACCGUUGUAAGUCAAAUUAACCGAUGACUGCUUUGUUUAUUCAAAGAUUGAUCGUUACACGACAAGGGUAGUAUUAAAUCAAUUUCGAGACACAUGCCGUAUCAAUCUACUCGUUUUUAUUAUUUCGUCAGAAUUUAGAACGUGAGUUUUGUCAAACGUUUACCAGAUUUUAUAGAAAAUUUCAUUUUCGUAGAAGAAUCGCUCGAUAGAAAUUCAUCGUUAUUUUGUUCUUUUAUUGCUUCAUAUAUUAAGGAUUGAAAGUUAUAUGCGAUUCGUUGGAAUAAUCUUACAUAAAAUAAUCUUAAAUCGAUAAGUCCAAGGAGAAAUAUUUUCUUAAUAGUAUCAAGGUUUCAAACAUCAGAACAUCGAGUAUAGUCGUAACUUUAAAAGGUACAAUGUACAAAGUCAAAAGAUUUUACUCGUCAGAAGUUUAUGCAUGGAAUUUUAAAAGUGCAAAUGCACGUGUUUGUAAUCGUGACAAAUAAAAAUAUGUCGGCAUGUUUUGAUUAAUUAGUUUAAGAUAUAUAUUUGAUAUAUUGAUUAAGGAAAUCUAUGCUGCCCUUGCUAACAUGCUUAGAUCGAUAUCGAACGGUUUCUCUUUUUUCUUGUUGAAUGGAGAAAAAAUUGAUUAUGUUAAAUAGCAUUGAUUGCACGAUAUGCAAAUUCGUAAUUGCGUAAUUUUGUACGUUUAUAGCGUACGUUAGUGUGGGAAGCAUAUACAGAAUAUAUUAUAUGAAACAAACAUAACGAUUAAUAUUAUAUUAAUAUAUAAUUUUGUGUAAGUACGUGUAUACUGUAUACGUGUAGCGUACGCUUUGAACGACUGAAAUCGAUGCCCUGUUAAUUAAAAUGAAACAUAUUCCGUGUGAGAUUACAAAUGCGCAGCUUGUUAUUCAAAAUAAGCGAUAUCCGAAUUGAAUAAAAUUAGAAAAUAAUGAAA